AUGAAUCGCAGCUGUGUAAACAACGUGGCGAGUGGUGAUUGGUUGAGUCAUGCCAGAAGGGGGGGUAUAAAGAGGAGAGUAAAGAGACAGGAAGUGCGCUGUUGUAUCGGGAAGGACGCUGUGAGUGCACGCUGGGUUGAGCUACGAGUACGGAAGAACAGCAUUGUUGGAGUUGCCUCAGAGACCUGUGGAGAGAGGAAGAGUCAAAAGUCCACGGAGGGUGUGUUUGGUGAGUUUGUGUCAGUGACUGAAGGAGAUCCAGUAACUUUAUCUGUCAGUCUCACUGAAACACAGAGAGAGGACAGAAUCUCCUGGAAGUUUACAUCUCAAGAAAUUAAAGCAUCAGAAAUUAUCAUAGCUGAAACAGAAGAUAAAGGAAAUACUGUCACUUUACAUGAUGAUAGACCUGAUGGAAGAUUCAGAGACAGACUGAAGUUAAACAAAGACACUGGAUCUCUGACCAUCACAAACACCAACAUCACACACACUGGACUUUAUCAAGUGAACCUCAUCCGCACAACUCAUCUGCCAGUUCCUGUCAUCAGCAGAGAAUCUUCACAAAGUUCUUCAUUAUCAUCAUCAAUUUGUUCAUUACUGUGUUCAGUGUAUAAUGUGAGAGAUGUGAGUCUGUCCUGGUAUAAAGGAAACAGUUUAUUGUCCAGCAUCAGUGUGUCUGAUCUCAACAUCAGACUCUCUCUACCUCUGGAGGUGGAUUAUCAGGAUAACAACACAUACAGCUGUGUACUCAACAAUACCAUCACAAACCAAACUCAACAUCUCAACAUCAAGAAUCUCUGUCAGACGUGUUCAGUCGAUUUCAUCUGCUGUUGUGGUUUUACUGAAGCUGUGAUCCGAUUGGUCGUCUCUGCUCUGGUGGCCCUGGCUGCUGUUGCUCUUCUGGUUUGCGAUGUCACAACUAGCAGAAAAGAACAGAAGAGGAUGAGAUCAAAGACUCAAAUAAAUGACUGAUGAAUCUGUAGUUUAAUCAUCAGUAUGCUAUAUGCUUGCUUGCCUAUCUUCUAUAUUUAUCUAUCAUGAAAUGCAACUUAACUUUAAAAAUACAUUUAUUAGGCUAUAUGUUAUGUGUAAACAUCAUUAGACAGGUAGAUUACAUACAUUAUAAUCUAGGUAACAUUUAAAUUUAACAUUUGUCUAAAAUUUUUACAACAUGUAAUUACAUAAAAUGCCAUCCAGCAACUGCUGUUUUGUACGCCAGGUGACCUGUAAUGCAAAAACACUCUUUCUGUUGCAGUUUUGUGAUAUAUUCUUUUUUUCGAAUUGCCUAAAAAAACACAUGUGAGCAAACUUUUUCAAAAUAUAGACCGUUUCAGCAGUAACAACAUAAACAAGCGGCUGCACGUAACUUCCGGUAAAAUCCGCUAAGAAUAAUUAACAACAAAGUCCUUUAAACGUAGUUUAUUUAUAUAA
Molecule: messenger RNA, 1428 nt
Organism: Misgurnus anguillicaudatus (oriental weatherfish)
Lineage: Eukaryota; Metazoa; Chordata; Actinopteri; Cypriniformes; Cobitidae
Source: RefSeq, a predicted model, not a curated record